Molecule: messenger RNA, 3532 nt
Organism: Achroia grisella
Lineage: Eukaryota; Metazoa; Arthropoda; Insecta; Lepidoptera; Pyralidae
Product: WD repeat-containing protein 44
Exons: 18
Coding region: 122-3151 (1009 amino acids)
Molecular function (GO): protein binding
Source: RefSeq, a predicted model, not a curated record
GAACGAAACCACUCGAUUUCAACUUUCUUUUGCAAAAUUAACUGCUCAUCAGAUAUGAUAAUGUAAAUUAGUUGCCCAAUAUCGUGGUCAGUGUUCGUCGCUACACGUUUAUUGUGUCACAAUGGGCGACAGUAGCGAUUCAGACGAGUUCUAUGAUGCCGAGUUCAUACCCAUCGAUGGUUCCAAUUUAAAAGAUACAACAGAUUCGGCAGAAAAGAAUCCAAGACAAAAUAAUGCAGCAGUAAAAUCAGAUGCACCGUCGCUAACUGUGUGUGGUUCGAGCACAGACAAUUCUACAGUUGAUGAUGACAGAACCACAGUUAAAAGUGUAGUACAGGGCCGCAAACGAUUUCAAGAGUUACGCAGAUGUAUGCAGACAGAAGAUGACGACGAGGAUGUCACAGAUGCCGUCAGUUCAAUUGACCAUCAAGCAUUUGCCAUGGAACGGCCAUUCAAGAUCAUAGCACACGAUACUAUGAGCUUGCAAAGUAUGACGUCACUAGGAAGGAUUGGAAAGAUACUGAGUGGGGCUGCAGAAUCGCAUCCAAAUCUACGAGACCCGGUCCCAUCAGUGUCGACCCCGUCCAGAGAACCGUCUACCACAUCCGACGACCCGCUGCCCACAGAUAAUAGAAGUCUGAACGCGUUAGCGACGGCGGAGCCCGACGUGAUAGCGAGUACGAAGGCGAAUAGCUUGAAGCAUAACCGCGGCGCUGGCGCCAUCGUCGCCAUGUCGGGCUCCCGCGCCGCCAGCGCAGCCCCCGCGGGCGCCGCCUCCGGCCCCGUCGCGCCCCCGCGCAAGAAAAAACGCAAUAAACUACACGGCUCGCAGUCACUGUCCAUAGCGGAUAGUGACAACCUGAGUGUGUGCACCACAGACACGGACGAGUACCGGUACGUGAGGCGAGCUACCAUAGACAAGCCGCAACUCGACUCGCUACUAGUGGAGCCGUCUGUAUCGAAUUCGUUAAACCAAACAAUGUCAUUACCAAGUCCGGCCAGCACAAUAGAAUCACUCACAAGGGAAUUCCAAGAUUCACUCGAGUUGUCACAAUCCAAAUAUGCCCUAGAGCAGGCUUCGUCAGCUCACGAGCACAAUAGUCCGGGCUCGCGGCGUCCAACUACGCACCGUACAGACUCCGCCCUCGACGCACAAGAUGCAGCUAAAGGGAAUGAAAUCCGGGAAGAAGAAAGAAGUCGCGGCUCGAUACGAACUCACAGCGAAGGAAGGUCCUCGCAUUCCAGCCUUGGGAAUACGCACAGACGCGGCACGCUGGAGCGCGGCGGCUGUGGCGGCGGUGGUGGCGGUGGUAGCGGUGGUGUGGGUGGUGGCUCCCGUCGUCGGUCCGCAGGAGACUCCCCCGCCCUGGGGCUGUCACUACGGACGCGCACCACGUCCGGACACCAGCUCUCGGACAUCGAGAUCCUCGAGCAGGUCACCGUGCUCAACCUCGACACCGGAGAGCGUGUACCUCUGAGUGUAGCAGAACACAAGUUACCGCAGUGUAUAAACCCAUUGAGCCUUCACAUCAUGCGGCUCACGUCGGAGUAUAUAGGACGCGCUAACGACGACGACAACGCCAGGGAGACAGACGAGGAGAGUGAGAGCGUAUCCGCUGGCGGCGCGGAAGGAGAGACAAAAGAAGCGAAGCGAGAGGCCGACCGGCAGACUACAGGAAUACGUAGAAAAACUGACAAGUUGAAGAGGUUCUUCGGCAGCACGAUGAAGAAGACAGUUGAAGCAGCUAGGUCUUUAGCACAAGAGGUCCAUGCCCGCCACAAGGAGGACGUGGCCGAGAUUGCUGAUGAUGUACGCGGGGAGCAUAAUAUCAAACUUAAGGCUUCUAAUUCGCAUAAGGGGCCUUAUGACUUUGAAGGAUGCGUCCGGCACGUGCAGGAGAUGGGAAGCGGCCACGAGGGCGCGGUGUGGUGCUGCAAGUUCAGCGUGUGCGGGAGACUGCUGGCCACCGCCGGCCAGGACCGCCUGCUGCGGGUGUGGGUCACCAGGGACGCGUACACCAUGUUCCAGGAAAUGAGAACAAAAUACAACACGGAGCAGAAAUCAUCCCCCACACCAUCCCAGGAGUCGCUCGCAACCCUCGGCGCUACAGCCAGCAGUACAAGCACAGAGAACCUACCCCCAUCUGCACCCUUCCACCCUCGACCGUUCUGCGUAUACGCAGGACACACGUCCGAUCUUCUCGACGUCUCCUGGUCUAAGAACUACUUCAUACUGUCCUCAUCUAUGGAUAAGACAGUCAGAUUAUGGCAUAUAUGCAGAGGGGAAUGCCUUUGCUGCUUCCAGCAUAUCGAUUUUGUGACAGCCAUCGUGUUCCAUCCGAGAGAUGACAGGUUCUUCCUGUCAGGCAGUUUGGAUGGCAAGCUUAGGUUAUGGGACAUACCAGAUAAGAAGGUGGCAGUAUGGAAUGAGGUGGACGGCAAAACGAAACUAAUAACUGCGGCAAACUUCUGCCAGAACGGCAAAUACGCAGUCGUCGGAACGUACGACGGCCGCUGCAUAUUCUACACGACGGACCAACUAAAAUACUACACGCAGAUCGACGUGCGAUCCACCAGAGGGAAGAACGCGACCGGCCGCAAAAUAAGCGGCAUCGAACCCAUGCCCAACGAUGACAAAAUACUUAUAACCUCCAACGACAGCCGGAUAAGACUGUACGGGUUACAAGAGUCGAUUCUGUCCUGCAAAUACAAAGGUUACGUCAACGUUUCUAGUCAGAUCAAAGCGUCGUUCUCACACGACGGGAAGUACAUAGUGAGUGGAUCAGAAAACCAAUGUAUAUAUAUAUGGAAGACGUACCAUGAUUAUUCCAAGUUUACAUCAGUGAGGAGGGAUAGGAAUGACUUCUGGGAGGGGAUUAAGGCGCAUAAUGCGGUUGUGACGUGUGCAGUGUUCGCGCCUAAUCCUGAUCAUAUGAUUCGAAUGAUCGGUGAAAGGGAACAGGAAGCCAGGCUGGCUAGAGGGGAAGAGGUCAAAGAUGAGGAGGAAGUGAAGGGUGCAGAAGGUGGUAUGGUGUCGUCAUCGCAGACAGGGCACGUGCUCGUGAGUGCGGACUUCAACGGAUGCAUCAAGGUGUUCGUGCACAAAGCCAAGCCCAAGCACAGCUCGCUCCCGGCUUCAGCGCUAGCGUAACGCCAACAAUCACACGGUAAUUAAUUGUUCUAAUUAAGAAAUGUAUGUAAAUAAAUUUAUUUAAACAUGUUUAUUUGUAUAUUAAUUGUUUAUUUAUACAGGGUUAUAAGUAAUUGGUGUACUGAGUAGAAAGGCAGGGAGUAUAGUCACAAAACUGAAUUAUUACCUUUAGAAACAAUGUGGAAAUAUAGAUAGUUAAUUUUAGUAGUAAAUUUACAACGUGAGUGGCCAGUUUGUUACUUAUAGAAAUUAAUUUUUAAAAGUCGCCAUUAUGUCAUUUUUACAUAUCUUCUAUUUUGUUUUUUUUUUUCAUUUGCCACUUAGCUUCUUUUUUAUCUUUCAUUUAUCCACUUUGCUUGUUUGGGAAUAUUAUUCAGUUUC